GAUGAUUCAUCUAUAAAAUCAAAGCUUGAGACCUCAAAAGAAGUAAUUUUUCUACUGCCCAAGAACUGGGUCUCGCUCUAAUCUUCAAAAUCAACCUUGGUUUCUGUUACCUUAUCAUAUCUUUGAUAAUAAAGGUUGUUCUUUCUCGUGGGUCGUCUUCCAAUUCGUUUGCUUUGGUCUUGGGGAGCUUUAUCUUAGGAGGAUUAGAAUUGGGUUUCUCUCUGAUACAGUUCUCAGUUGAAGCAAUUGUGGAUUUACCAUUCAAAAGCUCAAACUUUUUUUGUUGUUGUUUGGGAAUUCUUAAGGCGUAAAAGAUGACGAUUGACAAUAUUGCCCCAAAGGAGAAGAGGUCACGAAAGAGCAAACCAGUGAUUGAUGAAAAGGCCCCUUUGUUGCCCAAAAGUCGUGAGGGAGAGGGUGGGUUUGAUGAGUUCAAUGGGGCUUCAUUCUCUGGAGCCGUUUUCAAUUUAUCCACCACAAUCAUUGGUGCAGGAAUCAUGGCUUUGCCUGCUACCAUGAAAGUAUUGGGUCUUAUUCUUGGGGUUUCUCUCAUCGUAUUUAUGGCAUUUUUGACCGAGGCUUCAAUUGAAUUGAUGCUUCGGUUCAGCAAAGCAGGGAAGUCAGUGUCUUAUGGUGGUCUUAUGAAAGAUGCCUUUGGAAAAUACGGAAAGGUGCUGGUGCAAGUAUGUGUUAUAAUAAACAACGUUGGCAUGCUCACUGUGUACAUGAUUAUUAUGGGUGAUGUGCUUUCUGGAACUACUUCAAGUGGAAAUCACCACCCUGGUGUCCUCGAAAGCUGGUUUGGAGUACACUGGUGGAAUGGGCGCUUUUUUGUGCUUCUUAUCACAACACUUGCUAUAUUUUCUCCAUUGGCAUCCUUUAAGCGAAUUGAUUCUUUAAGUUUCACAUCUGCGUUAUCAGUUGGACUCGCAGUUGCAUUUCUUGUUAUUACUAUUGGAAUUUCAAUUUUCAAGUUGGCUACUGGAGGAGUUAAGAUGCCUCGAAUGCUGCCUGAUGUCACUGAUUUGACAUCAGUUUUCAAGCUAUUCACAGCGGUCCCUGUUCUGGUCGUUGCAUAUAUCUGCCACUACAAUGUUCACAGCAUAGACAAUGAACUUGAAGAUUCUACACAGAUGAAACCAGUUGUCCGAUCUGCACUUGGUUUGUGCACCUCUGUGUAUGUGAUGACAAGUGUUUUUGGCUUCCUACUAUUUGGUGAUGACACUCUUGAUGAUGUGCUUGCCAACUUCGACACCAGUCUUGGCAUGCCAUACGGUACCAUUCUUACCGAUGCUGUUCGUGUUAGCUAUGCUGCCCACCUGAUGCUCGUAUUUCCAAUCGUCUUUUACCCAUUGCGGCUCAACUUGGAUGGCCUCCUCUUUCCCUCAUCAAGACCUUUGGUUCAGGACAACAAGAGAUUUGCACUGGUCACUACUGUGCUCAUUACUCUUAUUUUCUUGGCUGCAAACUUCAUACCUAGCAUCUGGGAUGCUUUCCAAUUCAGUGGGGCAACUGCUGCUGUCUGCCUUGGAUUCAUCUUUCCAGCUGCUGUUACUCUCAGGGAUCGGUAUAACAUAGCAACUAAGAAGGACAAGGCGCUGUCUAUAUUUAUGAUUGUCCUUGCCGUGUUCUCGAACCUGAUGGCCAUUUACAGUGAUGCCUAUUCCUUGUUCAAAAGAAGUUCCCCUCGUGAGUGAUCGAUUUCUAGUGUCACUGUCUUCCAAAGAUACCUGCAGGGAAAUCUUGUCAGAGCUUUCAAUGAAGACAUUUUUUAGCUAAAUCAGGUGGAGUUGGAUUAGAAAAUUGGAGUUUUCUAAGAAGGUUCAAUGAGUUAAAAUAAAGAGGGACUAUACUAUGUUGUAUAAUGUACAAAAGUUAUUUUGUGGCAGAAGUGUAAGAAAAGGUGUGUGCACAAUGCAGUGUUAAUUUGUCUACCCCUUUUUCAAUUUCUUUAAAUUAUGAUUGCACUGUACUCGAGAUACAAAGGGAUUUUAUAUAUUGUGUGGAACGAUUGGUAUUAAGGUGACAUACAAAUAUGUAUCCUAGAUUUGUUAUGCACUUUUUAAUUUCUUUUUUAA
Humulus lupulus (European hop) is the source of this 2078-nucleotide messenger RNA. Its product is annotated as amino acid transporter AVT6A-like. The transcript is spliced from 6 exons. The record is from RefSeq and is a predicted model, not a curated record. Gene Ontology annotation, molecular function: amino acid transmembrane transporter activity. Bases 315 to 1697 code for a protein of 460 amino acids. NCBI's taxonomy places the organism in Eukaryota, Viridiplantae, Streptophyta, Magnoliopsida, Rosales, Cannabaceae. Gene Ontology annotation, biological process: amino acid transmembrane transport.